AUGGAAACGCUUUUCUCCUCCCCAGCCCUCUCGCCGGCCGUGUUCUGUAUUCCCAGCCGGCUGUCAGAAGCUUUGACAUGUUUGUGCUCCGACUGCAAACAAGCGAACUCCACGUGUGAAACGGACGGCGCGUGCAUGGUCUCCGUCUUCAACCUGGAUGGCUGUCUGAGUUCCGAAGAUCUGCGUAAUACUCACUGCUGCUACUCUGAUUUUUGCAACAAAAUUGAUUUAAUGGUUCCCAGUGGACACCUGAAAGAUAACGAACCCCCAUCGAGCUGGGGUCCUGUGGAGCUGGUGGCGGUGAUCGCCGGACCCGUCUUCCUUGUGUUUGUCGUCAUGAUCAUAGUAGUCUUUGUUUUUCAUCACCACCAACGAGUCUAUCACAAUCGUCAGCGGCUGGACAUGGAAGACCCCUCUUGCGAAAUGUGCCUGUCGAAGGACAAGACCUUGCAAGAUCUAGUCUACGAUCUCUCCACCUCUGGCUCUGGCUCAGGUUUGCCACUUUUCGUCCAACGGACUGUGGCUCGGACAAUUGUCCUUCAGGAGAUCAUUGGCAAAGGCCGCUUCGGGGAAGUGUGGCGUGGCAGGUGGCGUGGAGGCGACGUAGCUGUAAAAAUCUUCUCUUCGCGUGAGGAGCGGUCCUGGUUUAGGGAAGCAGAAAUAUAUCAAACCGUUAUGCUGCGACAUGAGAACAUCCUGGGAUUUAUUGCUGCAGAUAACAAAGAUAAUGGAACAUGGACGCAGCUCUGGCUCGUCUCCGAUUACCACGAGCACGGAUCUCUCUUUGACUACCUGAACCGAUACACGGUGACUAUCGAGGGCAUGAUCAAGCUUGCCCUCUCUGCUGCUAGCGGGCUGGCCCAUCUGCACAUGGAGAUUGUGGGUACUCAGGGAAAGCCUGGGAUUGCUCACAGAGACUUGAAAUCCAAGAACAUCUUGGUGAAGAAGAACGGCACGUGUGCCAUCGCUGACCUUGGUCUGGCCGUCCGGCAUGAUUCCGUUACGGAUACGAUUGAUAUCGCCCCGAAUCAAAGGGUUGGAACCAAACGAUACAUGGCUCCUGAAGUCUUGGAUGAAACCAUCAACAUGAAGCAUUUUGAUUCCUUCAAAUGCGCCGAUAUCUACGCCUUGGGCUUGGUCUACUGGGAGAUUGCUCGAAGGUGCAACGCAGGAGGUAUCCACGAGGAGUAUCAGCUGCCGUACUACGACCUUGUACCCUCCGAUCCUUCCAUCGAGGAGAUGCGGAAGGUCGUAUGUGAUCAGAAAUUACGGCCCAAUAUCCCGAACUGGUGGCAAAGCUACGAGGCACUACGGGUGAUGGGUAAGAUGAUGCGAGAGUGCUGCUUGAAAAAUUCCAAGUGGAACCCAGAAUCCUGGCCGGCUGUCGGUGUGCGCGGUGGCGUGUGCAUGCGCGAGGUGCGCGUGUCCCUGUGCCUGUUCCUCUCCUUCCGUAGAC
Molecule: messenger RNA, 1456 nt
Organism: Tauraco erythrolophus (red-crested turaco)
Lineage: Eukaryota; Metazoa; Chordata; Aves; Musophagiformes; Musophagidae
Source: RefSeq, a predicted model, not a curated record